Penicillium canariense is the source of this 1002-nucleotide messenger RNA. RefSeq lists its product as uncharacterized. The transcript has a single exon. The record is from RefSeq and is a predicted model, not a curated record. Lineage: Eukaryota; Fungi; Ascomycota; Eurotiomycetes; Eurotiales; Aspergillaceae. Bases 1 to 1002 code for a protein of 333 amino acids.
AUGGUUCCUAGUGAGCUGUCCAAGCCCCCCGAUGGCCUGAUCGGGGGCUACAAGGGCGACCUAACUGUGCGCAUUAUAAUGAUUGUAUUCUCGUCCAUCGCCCUGUACAAUGCGAUCGAGCUUUUUAUAUUGUUGUUUUUGACAUUCCAGCACUACCGCGGGCUGUAUUUUUGGACGCUUUUGCUUUCUGUCGUGCUUGGUGUGAUCCCGCACACAAUCGCAUAUAUAUUGGAGUUCUUUUCGUUGGCUCCGCUGUGGCUCUCCUUGACGCUGGGGACCAUUGGCUUUUAUGUCAUGGUGCCAGGCCAGUCGUUGGUUCUCUACUCGCGACUCCAUCUCGUGGUUCAAAGUCACAAACUCCUGCGUUUUGUGCUGUGGCUGAUCAUUAUUGACGCCGUUCUGUUGUUAAUCCCGACAACAAUUCUCACGUUUGCGACGGCUUACGUCGGCACCGUUCCUAUCAUCCGAGGCUACAAUGUCAUGGAGCGCCUCCAGCUAGCCUGGUUCUGCACCCAAGAGUUUCUCAUCUCAGGCAUUUAUAUCUCGGAGACGGUGAAGCUGCUGCGCCUGAUGCCAGACAAGGAGCGAAGGCGAACGAGGAUCAUGUAUGAGUUGCUGGCUAUCAACUUUGUCAUUAUCAUGCUCGAUGUGGCUUUGCUGGUGGUCGAGUAUAUCGGCUACUACUCGCUACAAACAACUCUGAAACCGAUGGUGUACAGCAUCAAGCUCAAGCUGGAGUUCGCAGUUUUGGGUAAGCUUGUGUCUCUUGUUCAGACGCAACACUCGCAGCCUACCUCGACCGAACACGACGAGUAUCCCAACUUUGUGGACCCGUCCCAGUUCACCUCUGAUGUAACCCAUGCGGCUCCCGUCAAUUCCCGUGUCCCGCGGGGGAUGAGCGCCUGGAAUGGGAUCUCCAUGGAAAGCCUGCCAUCGUCAGAGCAACGAAUGCGUCCGUCGACUCGUUCAAGGCUUUCCAGUGACACCGAGGAUCCAGCUUGA